Molecule: messenger RNA, 3057 nt
Organism: Prorocentrum cordatum
Lineage: Eukaryota; Dinophyceae; Prorocentrales; Prorocentraceae
Source: the annotation of a GenBank genome assembly
AUGGUGGAGGUGAACCCCUGGAGGUUUGGGCGCAAUGCUGCAGUUGCCGCGCCCACUGGCCCCCCUGCCUCCGCUGGCAGCUACCUGCAGCGAUCGGACCUGGAGGCCGCAGAACGCCGCACCCAAGAAGUCCUCAAGCGCCAGAUGGAGGACGCCACCAAGGCUCUCCAGACCAUGGUUGCCACCUCCCUCAGCGACAUCUCCAUAGAGAUUGCCUGGCAGCUCGAGCCGCGCGCGCAGCAUAUUGAGAAGCACGCGCAGGACAUCGCGCGGCUCAGCGCGUCCUCGGAGCAGCUGGUGUCGGAAAACGAGCGGAUGGCCGACCAUACUCGCGAGAGGCAGUCCACUCGUGCGCACGUGGGCUCCCUGGGCCGUAGCGCAGGGCUCAACAUGCUGCGCCUGGCGGACUGGGACCGACCCGCCGAUCCACAGCUCUUCGUCAUCAGCUGCCACAGGCCGUGCACCCCUGCUGCGGUCUUCUUGGGAUUGGCGCCAUGGUUGGAGGCCGCCAAGGUCAAGCCAGAGCAGGUCACCAUCAACGAGAAGGAGCCCUCCAAACGCUGCUACAUGUACGUCCCAGGAGCCGCUGAUGGACGUGCCCGUGCCUUCCAGCUGGCUGCGCACCUUAAGUGCGAUUCGGGCAGGUGGCCGGAGCUCGCUAUCCGCACGGUGGAAGGCACAGACGAGAAGCUGUACGUCAACCCUGACAAGAACCCGCGCUCCAUCAUACAGGAGGUCCAGACAAAAAAGCUCCUCGCGCUCUGCAGGGAAACCAUGCCUGGCGACUGGUGGAUGCAGCGCACUGCAGGCGUCGCCCAUGCUGGCACCACGCCGCGGGGACCCGACCUGCCGUCGAAGCUCUUCUGGAGCCCUGCCACCAGGAACGACCUCAAGCUGGACGCCGCAAAUCUUCCCAACCGCUCCACUUUCAAGUACAAGCUCUACUUCAGCGGCACGGGUGAGACUGGCCGCGCAAACUUUGGCGAGCCUUCAUGCCGGCAGCUCAUCUCCAACUCGCACAAGAUGACCGAGGUAGUCGCACCAGCGCCUACACACAUCGACCGGCACAAAAACCAGAUGACCGACGUUGACCGGGUCUUCAUAUCCUCACCGCCCCAGUAUGCCAGGGAGAUGCAGAUUGUAGCCAACCUGAGGUGCGACGCGCAAGAGCUGGCCCAAUGGCACGUCAGUGGCCGUGCUAUCCUCGAGCUUAAGAUAGAACCUCGCGCUGAACCCCGCAAGCUCCGCCAGAGCACCCCUGCCUGCAUCUUCAACGCUGACUUCUACCGUCAGCAGCUGGCCACGCGCGUCGACGCCUGCGACCUGGAUGGCUUGUCGGCGGUGCACCAGUGGGCAUGCGUCAAGCGCCAGAUGGCCAUCGCCUCCGAGAGCGCUCGCAACCUCGCGACGCGGACUCCGAUUGGGCGCAACACUGCUGAGGGCGUCGAGUCCAGGUGCAUGGCGCCGCGGGCGAUCGCGCGCGCCGUCUGGCGCUGUGGCCGCUGGCUGGCGAAGUGGCUGGUCGAGCGCACUGCUGCCGGCGCCGCCCGCCUGCUGCUGGGCGGCGCGGCCGUCGCGCCGCGCGAUGCCGCGGCCCGCUGCGGGCAGGCCAAGGCGCACCUCCGCGCAGGCCACCCCGCUGCGGGGACGCCCUCGGCGCCCACACCCUGCGCUGGGGCCGCAGGGCUGCAGGCUCCCGGCGUGCCCUGCGCCCGCGACGGGUGGCCCGCAGCGGAGGGCCCGUGCCCCCGCCGCCUGCGAGCCGCUCCAGGCACCUGGCUGCCGGACGGAGGCGCGGCCGCACGCACGGCCGCUCGCGCGGGAGCCGCGCCCUCCGCGCCCGCGGCCGCCGGGGACGGCGGGCCCCGUGGGCUGUCGGAGGCAAUCACGUGCGCAGCACCCGAGGCCUCUGCGCGCGGGCCGGCGCGGGCCAGCGGGCUCUUGACCUGGCCUUUGCAGGCUCCCGACCUAGCCCGGCACGGCCCACCGCUGGAGUCGAAGGUUUCUGAACUGGCCCUGGCCGUCCGCAAGGCAGGCACGCCGACGACUGAGCACGAGAGGCCCGACCUCGGCCAUCGCACGGCCGCGGCCGAACUCCCGUCCGCCCUGCGAGCGCCUCCGGGCCUCAUGCCGCCCCCGGGCCCGCCCUGGGAGCCCUGCCCCCGCCCAGACGUGCGCAGCAUCCCAUCGCCACAGAUGGCCGUGCCGCCACAACCGUCCGGCUUGCCGCCGCCGCCCAGCCUGCCGCCCCCCGACGUGCACAGCACCCCAUCGCCACGCAGCGACGGCGGCCGCGCUUCGGCGCCAGACACGUCGCAGGCGGCCCGCGGGAACCCGCGAGAGAUCCUGUGGUGCGGCGACAGCGCGGCGGCUCAGGCCGCUGCGCUGCGGGUGCGCGGCGGGUGCGCGGCCUUCUUGGGGGGCAGGAAGCACGGCACGUUCCACAGCGCCCCGAAGUUCGCGCGGUGGCUGUUCCGGCAGGAGCGCGGCGUGGACGUUUUGCCGUCCGCCGUCCUGGUGGCCGGCUGGCGAGAGGCGAAGCCGUGCAUCUGUGCCGUGGAGGCGGCCGCGACGGGGGAGACCGCUGGCCUGCGGCAGGAUGCGCAGCGCAGGUUGCGGGAGGCGUCGGAGGAGGUUCUCCCCACGGCCCAGGUCCACGUCGCGGUCUCUACCGUCAUCGUCCUGGUGGACGACGCCCGGCAGGUGCGGCGAGCGGCCCGGCUCACCCAGAGCAAGUGCGCGCAGCUGAAGGUCCUCGUGGCCGCCACCCCCGACGAGCUUCCGGCCCUGCUGGACGCGGCCGCCGGCGCGCCCGGAGAGACGCCGCCGGCCCUCUCCGAAGGCGCUGCGGACCGCAGCAGGCAGUGGGCCUGCCACCCCGCCACCCUGGACCUCGUCGGGCGGCGGCGGCCCGCCUCUCUGCGGGGCGCCCAGGGGCCUCCAGGGACCGUCGGCGUGGGCGCCCGGGCAGUGGGCGGGCCUCUCGCCGGCAGCCGAGGGGGCGCGCCAGGCUCCAGUCGCGGAGACCCCAGUGCGCGGGCAGUAGCGAGCUCGUGA